This is a messenger RNA of Zea mays, 482 nucleotides long. RefSeq lists its product as uncharacterized. The record is from RefSeq and is a predicted model, not a curated record. Lineage: Eukaryota; Viridiplantae; Streptophyta; Magnoliopsida; Poales; Poaceae. Bases 114 to 467 code for a protein of 117 amino acids. The transcript has 3 exons.
GUUCUGACGAUGAUUUAAGCAUCAGAUGCUUUUUCUUGAUAUUGUUCAAUAGGUUGUUGUUCCCUACUGCCAGCUGGGGAAUAACGAACCAUGAGGUUCUUUUAACCGAGCAGAUGGAUCGUUUCCACCAGAUUGACUGGUGUCAGCUUAUUUUCAAUGAUUUAUGCCAAGCUGCCAAGAAGUGGCAUAACAGGAGCGUUACGAACGUUUCUACAACCAUCUAUGGAUGUUCCAUCGUUAUUCUUCUGUAUUAUUUGGAUCAUUUGCAUGACUCAGCGGCACCCCUGAACAAACGUGGAACACCACGAAUCAAAUACUUUGAUAGGAAUAUUAUUCAAGCCCUGACAAGAGCUGACAAGGGCAAGAUACGCAAAGGAGAAGAAGCAUUUGGACAUUGCUCGUUCCGAAGCUCCUCAGAGACCUGCUACACAGAUGUACCACCCGUUCAUGCACAAUUCAAGGCAUGAUUCUAUUUAUAUAUU